UCUUGAAUCAUCUUUGAGUCUGUGCUUGCAUCUCAUUACUGCAAGUAGUUUGCGCUUUUACAGCCCUAUUGCUCGCAAUACUGCCGAAACCGUUUCUGGGUUGGUAUUCGAAUCUGAUCGACAUGCACCCCUCGGCUGACGACUUCAAACAAAUUUCCCUCUCAAAUCAACACGUGAAAGUCAAAGUCUACGUGCUGCUAUAUAUAUAUAGCUGGAUCCAAAAGAAAACAUGUCGAACACAACGACAGACGCUCUGGCUAAGAAGCUUUCCAACCCUGUUGGAGAAAAGUUGGGUAUCAAAGCAGAUUCAAUGAUCAGCUACAAGGACAUUUACCUCGGAUUCGCUCCUAAUUACGAUCCUUCUGUUAGCAUGACUUCUCUCAAUGGAUCCACUGGCCAAAAAGCUGCCACAUACAACGUCUACUCGCAACUCACUAGUGCGAAUGUUAACUCUGGCUCCUACAAUGGGAACGAUCAGUACCCUACUAGUGAUAUCAUUCAGUCCGGUGCAGUUCUAAUUGCCAGUUUGAUGCCCACCAUCAAUUGGACCGACGUUACCCCGGGCCUUUGCGAGUCUGUGGCAGAGUUCUUCAAGAACACCUUUACAAGUAAAGGGGUUACAGUUUGGCUGAGAUUUGCACAUGAAGUGAACUGGUAUGUCGUGAAGGGUUCUGGUAAUAACGGGAAUCCAGAAUAUCCCGGAGGAUACAACUAUGCCGAAUACAAAACUGCUUGGACGAAUAUGUACAAUGCAGUCAAGAGCGACAAGAAAAUCUUCAUGUACUGGUGUCCCAAUGUCGACACCUCGAGCGAACCAGUUGCUCCUUGGUGGCCAGGAAAGGACACCGUUCAACUUGUAGGCAUGGACUUCUAUCCCGUCUCCACCAACCUCCCAACUUUCAAGUCAGCAUAUGGCGCUUUCUACGAUACGUACGCUAAGGGCUACGACCUGCCAUUUGCCAUCGCCGAAACUGGUACCCAGACUUCCUCAGGUACUAGCCCUACUACGGAAGCAAAGGAAACUUGGUUGAAAGCCAUCAUCAAUCCUGCGAGUGGUUUUGCAGACUAUCCACUUUAUUGCAGCUGCACUUGGUUCGAGUAUGGUCCUCCCGCCAAUAGCAUCGAUUUCUACAUCGUGUAUCAGCAGUCACUGGAGACUGUUAAGGAGACCAUCUCAAACACUGCUGCUGGAAGCUAAGUCAAAUGACGGAAGAUGAUUUGCCAAACGCACUCUGUUUAGAGGUGUUUGACUGUUGAUGAAGUAGCGUUGCAUUUGGAAUACAUUACAGCUCCCUCCACUCACAACACUCUCUGAGUCGGAUAAAGUACUCAAUUUUUCAUUUUGUAGUGGCACAUCCUGUCUCAACACUCAUAAGAAGCCAUAG
This is a messenger RNA of Mollisia scopiformis, 1385 nucleotides long. RefSeq names its product glycoside hydrolase. The coding region runs from base 230 to 1198 and encodes 322 amino acids. The transcript has 5 exons. Gene Ontology annotation, biological process: substituted mannan metabolic process. The record is from RefSeq and is a predicted model, not a curated record. Gene Ontology annotation, molecular function: mannan endo-1,4-beta-mannosidase activity. NCBI's taxonomy places the organism in Eukaryota, Fungi, Ascomycota, Leotiomycetes, Helotiales, Mollisiaceae.